Pocillopora meandrina is the source of this 1695-nucleotide messenger RNA. The record is from the annotation of a GenBank genome assembly. NCBI's taxonomy places the organism in Eukaryota, Metazoa, Cnidaria, Anthozoa, Scleractinia, Pocilloporidae.
AUGCAGAACGACAGAAGAAAGCGAAAGAGAAAGGCUAGAGCGGCGAACAAAGAAAAUAAAAGAAGAAAAGCUUUGUUAGCACUUGAAGAUGAGCGAGCAAUGACUGUAGCGAAGAAUGAAAGAUUGCUCCAUCUUGUGAGGAAGUAUUACACUAAAUGGCAUGCUCUACAUCUUCGUGAACGGGUAGGAACGCCAUUUGGUGUAAUUUUUCGUAGUCCGUUAAAUAUCAUCUAAUGUUUACAGUGAAGGGUUAAGACUUUUAACAUCUGCCGCUUCGGCAAAUAUCUCACAGCUAUUUAUUCAUUACUAAUUGAAGUAGCCAGGGGCCCGUUUCCUCGAAAGCCCCGGUAACGUUUCGGGCCCGAAAUCAAAUUUUCAAAUCGAAAUAUAAAGAAUCAGAACGCGGGUUCUGGCUAGUAAACUACUCCAUUCUGUUUCAUUAACUGAUAUUUUUAUCAUGUUAGAUGCAAAACUAUUGAAACCUCUACCUUGCAUGUAAACAACAACAGCUUUACGGGCCUGUUAAUUAUUGGGAAUUUCGAGAAACGGGCCCCAGCAGGUUUAAAUACAGUAACCGACUGUAACAACAAGGUUCCGCUAGUCCCCUCCUUUUGGAAAAGUCUGUGGUAUGCUUCCCCAGAAAACUUUGAAAUUUCAAAGCCCUAGGACGCGAUUUACCGCGUUCUUGUUUAUACUAGUUCAGGAGCGGAUCUAGAGCGGAUCUAGAGGGGAGGGUGAAAUGGGUGCGUCAGCAAAAUUAAGCAAUUAAAAAAUGUAAGGGCUACUGAGAACCAAUCAGAUUUCAUAAUUGGCAAGAAUGGUAUUAAUCUUUUUCAGACUAGCAAAAUGGAUAAAUCAAACACUAUGGAGAAUGAGAAACAGGCACAUAAAGAUGCCCCAGUUUCUGCAGAUCAACCGGUGUCACAUGUAAAGAGAAGUGAUCUCAGUCAUGUGAAAGAUCCAAGUGGUUCUACUGACCAACCUCUGUUACUGGGAUGUGGUGUCUUUGGACGUUGUUAUAAAAUGUAUUACAGAGGGAUUUCAGUUGCUGUUAAACAAUUUAACACACACCUGUCAUCAGAGUCCAGUGUUAUCAAAGAAGUAUCACUGAUGAAACAGUUGGAUCACCCAUGUUUUCCCUACGUUUAUGGUAUUUGUUUUCAAAGCAAACCUUACCUGUUAGUACUUCAGUUUUGCAAUGUGGAAAGCAAAGCAUACACUCUUCACAGGACGUUACAUAGCCGUACCUUGGUUUUAAAAAAUCAAGAGUGGUUUGAUGUCAUUUUGCAACUUCUAGAAGCACUCAAAGUGUUGCACAACUCUGGACUGAUUCAUCAGGAUAUAAAAGGUGAUAACAUCUUGCUUACAUACAAAAAUACACUGUUUAUGCCAGUAAUGAUUGAUUUUGGAAAGUGCAUUAGAAAACAGGAAGCCAGUAGAAAAGUUUUGUCCAAACAAGAACAAGAGACAUACAAACAGAAGUACACACAUGUUGCCCCUGAAGUUGUUGCAGGAACCCACCCUCCAUCUCAUGCAAGUGAUGUAUAUGCCCUUGGCCGUCUGUUAAGGCAGAUUGCAACCAAGAUUGGUUGCAAGCCACUUCUCUCACUUAGUGAAUGCAGCUUAAAGAAUGACCCAAAUGCUAGGGCUUCUUUGGAUCACCUCUUGGUCAGUGUCAAGUCUCUGUCAUCAUGA